AUGACGGUGCGAGCCCUGCUCGAUCAGGGCUCCGAAGCCACCUUUAUAUCAGAGCAUCUAGCUCAAUCUCUAUACGCAAAACGCCUCCGGAUGCCGAUCUCAAUUUCGGCCGUCGGCGGUACUCGCGUGGGUAAAGUACACCACGCUUCUUCAAUCAUAAUCUCGCCGCGAGACUCAGACAAUCCAUCGCUUUGUACCACCGCGUACAUUCUCAAUUCGUUAACAGCUUACGCGUCGCGCCGCGUAACAAUAUCUUCGCACUUCGCGCAUCUUUCUAAUUUAUCGUGGGCGGACGCUGAUCCGAGCAGCUCCGAUCCCAUUGACAUUUUGAUCGGUGCAGAUAUUUAUUGUGACGUUAUUCAAGAGGGCGUCCGAAAGGGCAACGCGGGGCAACUUAUCGCUCAACAAACGAUAUUCGGGUGGGUUAUCUCCGGGCCGGUCGCGAUGAGCUCCGAUUUAUCACGCGCGUCGCGCGCUUCGACGGUCGAGCAAUCCUCCGCCAAUAUCACCGUUCUCCACUGCACCAAUCUUCAGCCGCUCUCCGAAGAGAUUCAACGUUUUUGGGAGGUGGAGGAAAUCCCUCCCCCUCAUCAACUCGCGCCUCUCGAUGAGCAAUGCGAGACUCACUUUUGUGACACUCAUUCGCGUCAGCCCGACGGUCGAUAUAUUGUCCGUUUGCCGUUUAAAAGAUCUCCAAUAAAUAUCGGGCGCUCGCGAUUGACCGCCGAACGCCUCUUCAAUUCGAUAUCUCGACGCCUCAAUGCAGACGCGACGUUAAGCAAUGAUUACAAUGACUUUAUGCGCGAAUAUAUUAUUCUCGAGCACAUGCGAAAGGCGCCACCAGCUGAUCGUACGAAUCAUCAAUGCGUAUAUAUUCCGCAUCAUCCGGUUAUUCGAAAAGACAGUGUCACGACUCGCUUACGCGUCGUAUUCAAUGCGUCGUGCGCGACGUCGAAUGGCACGUCAUUAAAUGACCACUUACUCACCGGGCCGAAAUUACAAAAAGAUCUACCCGCGAUCGUGCUUCUGUGGUGUCAUUUCAAGUUCGUAUAUACGGCCGAUAUUACUAAAAUGUAUCGCCAGAUUUUGAUAGAUCCGCGAGAUCUCGACUAUCAAAGAAUCUUAUGGAAGGGGGACCCGUCCGAGGGCCCCAUCGAUUAUCAACUGCUUACGGUCACGUAUGGAAUGAAUUGCGCUCCGUUUCUCGCUCUCCGCGUCAUAAAAUGUUUGACCGAUGACGACGGACAUAUGUUUCCGCGCGCGGUGCCGAUUCUUCGCCAUCAAACUUACGUAGAUGACGUAUUAUUUGGGGGUGACAAUAUCGAUUCCGUGCAGGAAUCUCGCGAGCAGCUCGUCGCCUUGCUGCGUCGAAGAAAAUUCGAGCUCCGAAAAUGGGCCAGCAACUCGCCGAAAUUACUAGCGGAUAUCGAUCCGUCAGAACGCGGCUUAUCACAUUCCAAACCCAUCGGGAUCGACGACAAAAUAAAGGUGCUCGGCAUCGCUUGGAAUCCGACGCGUGACGCAUUUCAAAUCAAAAUCUCGACAGAAGAUUUGAUCCCUCGAACCAAGCGCACCAUUCUCUCAACGGUCGCGAAAUUAUACGAUCCGUUAGGAUGGGUAACUCCGGUUAUUGUCGCUAGCAAGAUUUUCAUGCAACAGUUAUGGCGCGGUCGAAUCGGAUGGGAUGAGCAAAUUCCUGAUGAUCUUUUCCAUAAUUGGAGCAGGCUCUACACAAGGCUUUCGCAUCUCAACAACCUGCAUCUUUCUCGGUGGACCGGAAUAACCGCGGAAACAUCUCAAGUGGAAUUGCAUGACUUCGCCGACGCUUCCACACUCGCGUACGCUGGCGCGGUAUACCUCAAGGUCACAUCUGCUACCGGUCAAAUUACAAUAUCCCUGCUCGCGGGAAAAUCAAAAAUCGCGCCGAUCUCUUCCCUUACCGUUCCUCGCCUUGAGCUAUCAGCCGCGCUGCUUCUCACUCGUCUAACGAACUUCGUUCAACGCUCGCUCCCCAUCGAACCCGUGUCCGUCACGUGCUGGACGGAUUCGACUAUCGUCCUCGCGUGGAUACGCUCUCAUCCAUCUCGAUGGAAAGUUUUCGUUGCUAAUCGAGUACACGAAAUUCAGUCUGGUUUGCCGGACGCUGAAUGGCGUCACGUGCCUACUCUGGAAAACCCCGCGGACUGUGCGUCGCGAGGAUUAUGUGGCGAUGAACUGCUCGCUCAUUCUCUUUGGCAAGGGCCAUCCUGGCUUGCGAAGGCGAGAGGAGAAUGGCCCGAGGAGCCUCUGCCUAAGCCUGUCGAUUUCCAAGUCGAAGCGAAGAUUAUCGUUUCGCAUAUCUCGCAGUCGCGCGCUCCGUGGGAUCUUUCUUCGCGAUACGCGUCGUGGCCCACCUUGAUCCGCGUUACUGCAUAUAUUAUCAGAUUCGUCGAUGCGUGUCGUCGUCGUCGAGGCGAUAAUCAAUCUAUCAAGUUACUGGGGCGUGCCCUCUCCUCCGCCGAAUGUAGCUUAGCUAAAACGUUUUGGAUCAAGCGAAUCCAAUCGGAAUUGUUUUCAAACGAAAUCAAUAGACUAACUAAUCAUCAAAACGUCGCAUCUAAAAGUUCUAUCGCUGGCCUACGCCCAUUUCUCGAUCAGGACUGCGUUAUGCGUGUUGGGGGUCGCUUACGACUCGCCCCCAUUCCCUUUCGCAUGCGACAUCCGAUAUUACUUUCCUCGCACCCGUUAGUGCGUCUUAUUAUCUCGCAAGCGCAUCUACGCGUUUUGCACGGUGGAACGCAGCUCACUAUGAGCACUCUUCGUCAAGAUUAUUGGAUCAUUCGCGCGCGAAGCCUCGUGAGAUCCGUGAUUCAUGGAUGCCUGAUCUGCGCUCGAGAACGUGCCGCGGUGCCCACGCAACUCAUGGGCGAUCUCCCGUCUAUGCGCGUUUCUCCCUCGCCGCGCAGUUUUGCGCAAUGCGGCGUCGAUUACGCCGGGCCGAUUUAG
This is a messenger RNA of Monomorium pharaonis (pharaoh ant), 2985 nucleotides long. RefSeq lists its product as uncharacterized. Bases 1 to 2985 code for a protein of 994 amino acids. The transcript has a single exon. Gene Ontology annotation, molecular function: aspartic-type endopeptidase activity. NCBI's taxonomy places the organism in Eukaryota, Metazoa, Arthropoda, Insecta, Hymenoptera, Formicidae. Gene Ontology annotation, biological process: proteolysis. The record is from RefSeq and is a predicted model, not a curated record.